Molecule: messenger RNA, 4298 nt
Organism: Ailuropoda melanoleuca (giant panda)
Lineage: Eukaryota; Metazoa; Chordata; Mammalia; Carnivora; Ursidae
Gene: RNASEL
Product: ribonuclease L
Biological process (GO): negative regulation of viral genome replication; defense response to virus; protein phosphorylation
Molecular function (GO): RNA nuclease activity; RNA binding; ATP binding
Source: RefSeq, a predicted model, not a curated record
AAAGAGCUCCAUGUCUCCUUGAUCAAGUCCCAAGGAGAUCAGUUUUCAUUGUCUCAAAGAAAAGUCACAGAGGUGUAGCCAGUGGUAAUUACCUUCAUGGAGACCGAGAGCCAUAACAGUCUUCAGGAGAGACCCACACCCUCCAGCAAUGGGAGGACAUCAGUGGAUGGCGAUAAGUUAAUCAAAGCUGUUAGAGACGAAAACAUCAACCUGGUACAGCAGUUGCUGGAAGGAGGGGCUGAUGUCAACUUCCAGGAUGAGUGGGGCUGGUCACCUCUGCAUAACGCGGUGCAAAGUGACCGGGAGGACAUGGUGGAUCUUCUGCUUUGCUAUGGUGCUGACCCGUGUCUGAAGAAGAAGAAUGAGGCCACUCCCUUCAUCAUUGCUGGGAUUGUGGGAAAUGUGAAUUUGCUCAGACUUUUCCUUUCUAGAGGAGCAGAUGUCAAUGAGUGUGAUGCUAAUGGCUUCACAGCUUUCAUGGAAGCUGCUGUGAAUGGUAGGGUCGAAGCCUUAAAAUUCCUGUAUGAGAAUGGUGCAAAGGUGAAUUUGAGUCGAAGGACAAAGCAGGAUCAAAAGAGGCUUAGAAAAGGAGGGACUACAGCUCUAAUGGAUGCUGCUGAAAAUGGACAUGUAGAUAUCUUGAAGAUCCUCCUUGAUGAGAUGGGGGCAGAUGUCAAAGCCUGUGACAAUAUGGGCAGAAAUGCUUUGAUCUAUGCAUUUAGGAGCUCUGAUGAUAGAAAUCUGGAGGGCAUCACUCGCCUUCUGCUGGACCAUGGGGCUGAUGUCAAUGUGAGGGGAGAGGAAGGGAAGACACCCCUGAUCCUGGCAGUGGAAAAGAAGCACUUGGGUUUGGUGCAGAUGCUUCUAGAACAAGAAAAUAUAGAGAUUGAUGACACAGACAGGGAGGGCAAAACAGCGCUUCUGUUGGCCGUCCAAUACAGCCUGAAGGACACUGCCCAACUGUUAUGCGAGAAAGGAGCCAGCACGGACUGUGGGGAUCUGGUGAUGAAAGCAAGGCGCAACUAUGACCCUUUCCUGGUAAAGCUGCUUCUCUCUUAUGGAGCCAGAGAAGUUUGCCCCCCUCCUGCUGAAGACUGGAAGCCUCAGAGCUCUCGCUGGGGGAAGGCCUUGGAACAUCUCUGCAGAAUAUACCGCCCUAUGAUCGGCAACCUCAAGAUCUUUAUUGAUGAAGAAUAUAAAAUUGCUGACACUUCUGAAGGGGGCAUCUACCUUGGGUUCUAUGAAGGGCAGGAAGUAGCUGUGAAGCGAUUCUAUGAAGGCAGCACCCGUGGACAACAGGAAGUCUCCUGUCUGCAGAGCAGCCGAGCAAACAGUGACUUGGUGACGUUCUAUGGGAGUGAGAGCCACAAGGGCUGUCUGUAUGUGUGUCUUGCCCUCUGCGAGCGGACACUGGAGGAACACCUGACCACGCACCGUGGGGAGGCUGUGGAAAAUGAGGAAGAUGAGUUUGCUCGAAACGUCCUCUUGUCUGUGUUUAAGGCUGUUGAAGAACUCCAUCUGCGGUGUGGAUACACCCACCAGGAUCUGCACCCCCGGAACAUCUUCAUAGAUUCCAAGAAUGCUGUUUGCCUGGCAGAUUUUAACGAAAGCAUCAAGUGGGCUGGAGAGCCGCAGGAAAUCAGGAGUGAUCUACAGGCCCUUGGACGGCUGGUCCUCUAUGUGGUAAGGAAGGGAGCGUUCCCUUUUGAGACACUGAAGACAAAAAGUAAUGAAGAGGUGAUUGAACUUUCUCCAGAUGAGGAAACUCGGGACCUCAUUCGUGAGCUGUUUAACCCUGGAGACAACGUGCAGGGGCACCUGAGUGGCCUGCUGGGUCAUCCCUUCUUUUGGAGUUGGGAGAACCGCUAUAGGACCCUUAGGGAUGUGGGAAAUGAAUCUGACAUUAAAAGGCAAUUGGAAGAAAGCAAGAUUGUCCAACUUCUGCAACCUGAAAAAUCUGAAUGUUCCAAAAGUUUUGCCCGGUGGACUUCCAAGAUGGACAAGUAUGUUAUGGAUGAAAUGAAUAACUUUUAUAGAAAUAGAAAGCAUGUUUAUACGGACAGUCUGAGUGACCUGCUAAAGUUCAUCCGGAAUCUGGGAGAACAUAUUAAUGAAGAAAAAAAUAAAGAGAUGAGGUUGAGAAUUGGAGAACCUUUCCAGUAUUUGCAGAGCACUUUUCCUGAUCUGGUCAUGUAUGUCUAUAAGAAACUACGGAACACAGAAUACAGAAAGCAUUUCCCAAAAACUCACAAUCCAGACAAGCAUUGGCAUGAUGAAGGUCAGCCCUGAGUGGUGGCUGAGGCUUUUGAGUACAGGGACGGACUUUAUUUAGCUGUGGGAUCCUGGACACGUCAUAACUCUCUGGGUCUCUUCACUAACCCGGUGCUUGUUAGGACGAGUUAGAUAGCGGACGUGUCAGGUCCUGGCACAGUCCUCGGUAUUCCCCACUUGUUUGUAACCAAAAAAGUAUGUGCACAAACUACCCUCCUUGUCCUUCUUACAGGCGAAGAUUAGUGGCAGGAGCUGGGGGAGGGGGCAUCCUGCUAAGAUUCCUCUUAUCAGUUGCCCCAAAAGAGUGAGUGCCUAGACCUCUAAUGCUUGAAUAUCCCGUUUGGUUCUCCCAAAGACCUUGCAAGCUACAGUUGGUUAUCUCCAUUUAAGAACUGGCAGACCUGGGACCCCUGGCGGGCUCAGUCGGUAGAGCAGGCGACUCUUGGUCUCAGGGUUGUGAGUUUGAGCCGCACGUUGGGUGUGGAGAUUACUUAAAAAUCUUAAAAAAAAAAAAAAAAGAGAAAGAAAGGAAGGAAGGGAGGGAGGGAGGAAGGAAGAAAGAAAGAAAGAGAGAGAGAACUGGCGGACUCGAGACUCAGAGAGUUUGAACUACUUGCCCAAGAUCAGUUUUUACAGAGCAUUAUAUAAAUGUGUGUGGUGUUAUUGUUAUCCCUCACAUGGGUCCUUCUUCUGAACUUAAUUACUAUCUCCCAUUCCUUCUAGAACCACCUACACUGGUUUUCCAUGACCUCAUGGCAGUAGUUCUCAACUGAGGGCAGUUUUGCCCCUGAGGGGCCAUUUGGCCGUGUGCAGGGAUGCUCUUGGUUUCAAAUCUGGGAGAUAAGGGGGUAUUAUUGGCAUCUGGUAGAUGGAGGUCAGGAAUGAUACCAAACAUUCUACGAUGCACCGGAUAGCCCCCCAACAUGGAAUUAUCCAGCCUAAAAUAUCAGUGGUACCAAGUCUGAGAAACCCUGCCUUAAGGGAUUGGGACACCUUUGAACUGACUUGGGGCCCAGGACUAUGGAUUAUGUGGACCACCUCACAGAUGAGUGACUUGGAUUCGUUUUCUUGCUUUUGAAUUUGUAGUGAAACAAUUCCAGUGUCACCUCCCCAAGAAGUCCCCCAAUACCUUUACUUUCCACACCCCAGUGCAAGUGCUCUGUCUGGCUCCCUAGCACCCGUAGCCACAUCAGAGCAUGCUCCUCUCCACCUUCUCAUGCUUCUUUCCUGCUGCAAUGUAAGAUCUCAAGGGCAAAUGAGUUAUAUAUGUGUGUGUAUAUAUAUAUAUAUAUAUAUAUAAUGAUAUAUAAUUUAUUUGUACCAUUAAUGACUAGCAAAAAGUUUGCCACAUAAAUAUUUCUUGAAAAAUGAACGAACCUUCUUCAUACAUGAAUAAUAAUGCUAUCUCACAUUUUAGUGAUGCUUUAUCAUUUUUAAUUACACCUACAUAUUUUCUCUUUUUGUUUUCAAAACAAUCCUGCGAGGUAGGUACUACUGUUCUCAUUUUGCAGAUGAGGUUAGAGACGUGUUGAUUUGCUCUAAUACACAGCUAGGAAGUACCACUGUCUUGAUUUGAACAUAUUUUCUGGCAUUAAGUCUGAUAUAUUUUCCACUUAUCCUCGUGGUGGUCAUGGUGGAGCUUUGGAAUGGGAGGAUGGGAGGAUCUGGGGAAAACAAAAAACGAAAAACACAGUAUCUUAGGUUCUUUCUGAAGAGACGAUAGCCUGAGCCAGGAGUCAUUAAAUGAUGGCAAGAAGUGUUGGAAUUUAAACUAAACAAAAUUGACAUUGAUGUCUUCCACUCUCACCUGUGAUUGGAUGGAUCAUCCCUCCUUGCUCAAAAAAAAAAAAAAAAAGGAAGUACUAGAAAAAAGAAACUUAAGACUAUUCUAUAAGGUUUUAGGAGUAGGAAGAUUGCUUUAGGUUUUAAAGUUAAGUUUUGAUUUUCUGAUUUGUAGUAAGUACCUGGAUAUGUCAAUCAAAAUGCCCACUUGUAAAGCAUAUUCAAUAAAACUUGGAAUCAUCUUA